AUGUCUUUCGUCCAGCGCCGCAUGUUCUCCGCCUCGGCGAGAAGCCUCUCCAAGGUCACCGUUCUCGGUGCCGCCGGUGGUAUUGGCCAGCCCCUCUCCCUGCUCAUGAAGCUCAACCCCAGAGUCACUGAGCUCGCCCUCUACGAUAUCCGCGGAGGCCCUGGUGUCGCCGCCGACAUCUCCCACGUCAACACAAAGUCCGUCGUCAAGGGCUACGACCCCACCGCCACCGGCCUCGCCAGCGCCCUCAAGGGCGCCGAGGUCGUCCUCAUCCCCGCCGGCGUCCCCCGCAAGCCCGGCAUGACCCGCGACGACCUCUUCAACACAAAUGCCUCCAUCGUCCGCGACCUCGCCAAGGCCUGCGCCGAGUCCUGCCCCGACGCAAACAUCCUCGUCAUCUCCAACCCCGUCAACUCCACCGUCCCCAUCGUCUCCGAGGUCUUCAAGGCCCACGGCGUCUACAACCCCAAGCGCCUCUUCGGCGUCACCACCCUCGACGUCGUCCGCGCCUCCCGCUUCGUCUCCGAGAUCAAGUCCACCGACCCCAAGGACGAGAACAUCACCGUCGUCGGCGGCCACUCAGGCGUCACCAUCGUCCCCCUCUUCUCCCAGUCCAACCACCCCGACCUCUCCUCCAACGCCGAGCUCGUCAACCGCGUCCAGUUCGGCGGUGACGAGGUCGUCAAGGCCAAGGACGGCGCCGGCUCCGCCACCCUCUCCAUGGCUUUCGCCGGUGCCCGCAUGGCCGAGUCCCUCCUCCGCGCCUCCCAGGGCGAGAAGGGCAUCGUCGAGCCCACCUUUGUCGACUCCCCCCUCUACAAGGACCAGGGCAUCGACUUCUUCUCCUCAAAGGUCGAGCUCGGCCCCAACGGUGUCGAGAAGAUCCUUCCCCUCGGCAAGGUUGACGCCGCCGAGGAGAAGCUCCUCGAGGCCUGCUUCGCCGACCUCAAGAAGAACAUUGCCAAGGGUGUUGCCUUUGUCGCCUCCAACCCCCCCAAAUAA
This is a messenger RNA of Colletotrichum paranaense, 1002 nucleotides long. RefSeq names its product malate dehydrogenase. Gene Ontology annotation, molecular function: L-malate dehydrogenase (NAD+) activity. Gene Ontology annotation, cellular component: mitochondrion; cytoplasm. Gene Ontology annotation, biological process: malate metabolic process; tricarboxylic acid cycle. The transcript has 3 exons. The record is from RefSeq and is a predicted model, not a curated record. Bases 1 to 1002 code for a protein of 333 amino acids. Lineage: Eukaryota; Fungi; Ascomycota; Sordariomycetes; Glomerellales; Glomerellaceae.